AUGGAAUCAGGAGAAGCAUCGCAGCCACAAAAAGUUAAGAGCGGAUAUUUUCCAUGGACAUCUCAAGAGAGUCACUUGUUGAAACGUCUUCUUGUUGAUGGUAUCAGACGAGGAUGGCGUGAUUCAAAUGGCUCCUUGACCAAAAGAACAAUAGAGACAAAGGUAUUACCGAUUCUAAACAAACAGCUCAGGUGCAACAAGACUUACAAGCAUUACUUGAAUCGAAUGAAAUCCUUGAAAAAAGAAUAUCAUAGUUACACAGACCUGCUUCGAUUUAGCUCUGGUUUUGGGUGGGAUCCCGUAACUAAACAAUUCACAGCUCCCGACGAAGUAUGGGAAGAAUAUCUUAAGGCACAUCCAAAUAAUGAUAAUAUGAAGACUAAAACCUUUGAAGCUUUUGAAGACUUACAAGUCAUUUUUGAAAGUGCUACAGCAAGGGGAAACAACGCAUUUGGACUUGGUGGUGAUGCAACUGCUGAAGCUUUUGAAGUUGAAAAUGAUGUUCAAGAAAGAGAAGAUGUGAACCAUAUGGAAAAUGGUACUGAGUCUAAUGAGACAACAUGUAGACCUUCUAAAGAAAAGUUGCCUUCUAGGAAGAGAGCUAAAUUCAUGCUUACUGUUGGGCAAAAUUCACGACAUUGCCACCUUUACUUCUCAUAG
This is a messenger RNA of Brassica oleracea var. oleracea, 660 nucleotides long. RefSeq lists its product as uncharacterized. The coding region runs from base 1 to 660 and encodes 219 amino acids. Lineage: Eukaryota; Viridiplantae; Streptophyta; Magnoliopsida; Brassicales; Brassicaceae. The record is from RefSeq and is a predicted model, not a curated record. The transcript is spliced from 3 exons.